AUGGCCCCUCCGCCCUCCUGCAUCGCCGCCCGAGAGGGUGACGUAUAUGCCGACUUAAUAAUGAUUAAGAUGCAUCUUUCCAUGACUGAGACAACUAUCAAAGAAUUCCAUGACACCUUGUGCAGGAAGUCCAUGCAGGAUAUUCCAUGGAUCCAUGCGCAGUUUGAUUACCUUAAUCCAUUCUUUAUUUUGUCGGAAGAACCCACUGAAAGCCUCAUCAAUCCAUGUGUGGAAUAUGGAAGUUUGGCCCACAAGAUGCAAGCUUUACAAGGCCAGAUGGGCUAG
Molecule: messenger RNA, 285 nt
Organism: Penicillium verrucosum
Lineage: Eukaryota; Fungi; Ascomycota; Eurotiomycetes; Eurotiales; Aspergillaceae
Exons: 1
Coding region: 1-285 (94 amino acids)
Source: RefSeq, a predicted model, not a curated record